AUGUGGCUUGUAACUUUACUUCUGCUGUAUUCUUUGCAAGAAGUCAACAGUGAGGAUGUUGUCUCUACGCGGCUGUACUUUGUGAACGCCUCCCUGCAGCGGGUGACCUUCUCCAGCUCGGUGGGGGUGUCCCUGCCCUGCCCUGCGGGCGGCGCCCCCCAUGCCGUCCUGCGCUGGUACCUGGCCGCCGGAGACGACAUUUACGACGUGCCCCACAUCCGCCACGUGCAUGCCAACGGCACCCUCCAGCUCUACCCUUUCUCUCCGUCCGCCUAUAACAGCAUUAUCCACGACAACGAGUACUUCUGCACUGCUGAGAACCAAGCAGGCAAGAUUCGAAGCCCCAGCAUCCACAUCAAAGCAGUGUUCAGGGAGCCCUACACAGUCCGAGUGGCCGACCAGCGCUCCAUGCGGGGUAAUGUUGCCGUGUUCAAGUGCCUCAUCCCCUCAGCUGUCCAGGAGUAUGUCAGCGUGGUGUCCUGGGAGAAAGACACCGUCUCCAUCGUCCCUGGUAACCGUUUCUUCCUGACCUCAUUUGGAGCUCUGUAUAUCUCAGAAGUGCAGAAGGAAGAUGCUCUGUCCACCUACCGCUGCAUCACAAAGCACAAGUACAGUGGAGAGACUCGCCAGAGCAAUGGAGCCAGGCUCUCUGUUAUGGACCCUACGGAGUCCACCCCGUCAGUGCUGGACAGUUUCCAGUCCGGUGAGGUGCAGGUUGGGCACAGCGUGGAGCUGCCCUGCAUCGCCUCCGGAUAUCCGAACCCCACCAUCCGAUGGCUGAAGGAUGGGCGGCCGUUACCUGCAGACUCCCGCUGGACGCGGCGCAUCACUGGCCUCACCGUUUCUGACUUGAGACUUGAGGACAGCGGCAAUUACAUCUGUGAGGUCACCAACAGCUUCGGCUCCAAAGAGGUGACGGGUCACCUCAACGUCAUCGAGCCACUGCGGGUCACCUUGUCUCCCAAGAACCUGAAGACGGGGAUCAGCAGUACAGUCAUCCUCUCCUGUGCCGUUCAAGGUUCCCCCCACUUUACUGUGUCCUGGUACCGUAACACAGAACCUGUCCUGCCCGAUCAGCACUUUUCCAUCCAGGGGGCUCACAACGAGACACUGUUCAUCUCUGCUGCACAAAAGAGACACUCGGGAGCUUACCAGUGCUUUGCAACACGCAAGGGCCAGACCGCCCAGGACUUCUCCAUCAUACUGCUAGAAGACGGUACGCCCCGUAUCGUGGCCUCCUUCAGCGAGCGUGUGGUGGUACCGGGCGAACCGUUCUCCCUGAUGUGCGCCGCCAAAGGAGCGCCUCCGCCCACCAUCACCUGGACGCUGGACGACGAGCCCGUGGCCCGGGACCUGUCGCGAGUCAGAGCCAGCCAGUACACGCUCUCCGAUGGCAGCACCGUGAGCCACGUCAACGUCAGCAGCCCGCAGAUUCGCGACGGAGGAGUGUAUCGGUGCGCCGCACGAAACUCGGCCGGUAGUGCUGAGUACCAAGCGCGCAUAAACGUAAGAGGUCCUCCGAGGAUUCGCCCUAUGAAGAAUAUCACUGCAGUGGCAGGAAGAAACACUUUCAUAAACUGCCGUGUGAUUGGUUACCCCUAUUAUUCAAUUAACUGGUACAAGGAAGGACUUCUGCUGCCUGACAACCAUCGCCAGGUGGUGUAUGAGAACGGGACUCUAAAGCUCAGCGAUGUUCAGAAGGGGAUGGACGAAGGGGCCUAUGUGUGCAGCGUGCUGAUCCAACCACAGCUGUUCAUCACGCAGACUGUUUAUGUCACUGUCAAAGUUCCUCCACUGAUCCAGCCAUUUGACUUCCCCCCGACUUCCAUCGGCAAAUUGAUGUACAUCGCCUGUGUGGUGUCGUCUGGAGACAUGCCCAUACGCAUCACGUGGCGCAAGGACGGCCAGGAGAUCGUGCCCUCCUCGGGCAUCACCAUCGACACAAAGGAAUUCAUGAGCUCCCUCCAGAUAUCCAAAGUGUCACUCAAACACAAUGGCAACUACACCUGCAUUGCCAGCAACGAUGCUGCCACUGUCAGCACAGAGAGACAGCUCACAGUUACAGUGCCUCCUCGGUUUGUGGUGCAACCCAACAACCAGGAUGGGAUCUAUGGGAAGGCAGGAAUCCUAAACUGUUCUGUUGAUGGAUACCCUCCUCCUAAGGUCAUGUGGAAGCAUGCCAAAGGUACACUAGCGGGUAUUGGGAACCCACAACAGUACCACCCUGUGCCUCUGACGGGCCGUAUUCAGAUCAUGAAUAACGGCUCUCUGCUCAUCCGACAUGUCCUGGAAGAAGAUCGUGGCUUCUACCUCUGUCAGGCCUCCAAUGGAGUGGGCUCAGACAUCAGCAAGAGCAUGGUCCUCACCGUUAAAAUCCCAGCGAUGAUAACCAGUCACCCCAACACCACCAUGGCCAAGAAGGGUCAUGUGAAGGAGCUGAACUGCACAGCCAGGGGAGAAUGGCCCAUCAUCAUCCGCUGGGAAAGAGGCGACACGGUCAUUGACCCUGACCGCAACCCUCGAUACUCCAUUACCACCAGCCCCAAUGAAAAGACCGACGAGGUGUUGUCUACGCUCAAGCUAAAGCCAGCAGAGCGUGAGGAUUCAGUCUUUUUCUCCUGUCAUGCCAUCAACUCUUACGGAGAAGGACGAGGCCUUAUCCAGCUCACUGUGCAAGAGCCUCCAGAUCCUCCGGAGUUGGAGGUGCGAGAAGUCAAAGAUCGGAGUAUGAAUCUUAGGUGGACACAGAGAUUUGAUGGAAACAGCGUCAUUACCUCAUAUGAUAUUGAAUAUAAAAACAAAACCGAUUCCUGGGAGCUGAAGCACGCCACUCGUAACAUCUCCCCCACCAACAACCAGGCCAACAUAGUGGACCUUCAUCCUGCCUCCGUAUACAGCAUCCGCAUGUACUCCUACAACGCUAUAGGCAAGAGCGAGGCCAGUAAGGAGCUCACCAUCAGCACGGAGGAAGCGCAGCCUGAUGGUCCUCCCAUGGAUGUGAUCCUGCAGCCAGUGACCUCUCAGAGUAUCAGAGUCACCUGGAAGGCUCCGAGGAAGGAGCUGCAGAACGGGGUGAUCCGGGGUUACCAGAUCGGCUACAGAGAGAACGGCCCGGGUAGUAACGGCCAGUACAGCAUUGUGGAGAUGAAGGCCACUGGAGACAGCGAGGUCUACACCCUGGACAACCUGAAGAAGUUUGCCCAGUAUGGUGUCGUCGUACAGGCCUUCAACAGAGCUGGCACAGGGCCCUCAAGCUCAGAGAUUAAUGCUACCACACUGGAAGAUGUACCCAGUCAGCCUCCUCAGAACGUGCGAGCCAUCUCUGUAACAUCUGACGAGGCCGUGAUCACGUGGGCCGAGCCUCCGAGAAUGACGCUGCACGGCGUGUUGAAGGGAUAUCGAGUCGUGUUUUGGGCCGUCUUCCCGGAUGGAGAGUGGGGUGAAAUGCAAAACAUCACAACCACCAAGGAGCAGGUGGAGCUCAGAGGCUUGGAGAAGUUCACCAACUACAGCAUCCAGGUGCUGGCCUACACCCAGGCCGGGGACGGUGUCCGAAGCAACGUCCUGUAUAUCCAAACUCGUGAAGACUACCCCGGACCCCCAGCUGGCAUCAAAGCUGUGCCCUCCUCCGCCAGCAGUGUCGUAGUGUCGUGGUUACCCCCUCACAAGCCAAAUGGAAUCAUCCGCAAAUACACCAUCUACUGCUCCAGCCCCGGGUCAGGCCAACCGCUGCCAAGCGAGUACGAAGCCAAUCCAGAGCUGCUGUUUUACCGAAUCACCCAUCUCAACCACCGGCAGCAGUACCUGAUCUGGGCUGCAGCCGUCACCACUGCAGGCCGGGGUAACUUCAGUGAUAAGGUCACCGUGGAGCCAGCGGCCAAGGCUCCUGCUAAAAUCCUGUCAUUUGGGGGCACAGUGACCACUCCUUGGAUGAAAGAGGUGCGACUGCCCUGUAGCUCAGUGGGAGAACCUACACCAACUAUAAAAUGGACCAAAGACAGUGAGGACACAGCCAUCCCAGUAUCUCUAGAUGGACAGCGUCUCAUUCUGGCCAAUGGGACUCUGGUGCUGCGCUCUGUCAAAGCUGAAGAUUCUGGUUACUACACCUGCACAGCCACCAACACGCUGGGCUUCGACACUAUUAUCGUCAACCUUUUAGUACAAGUUCCUCCAGACCAGCCUCGUCUAACCGUCUCCACAACCUCCACCUCUUCCAUCACUCUGGCCUGGAUACCGGGAGACAACGGAGGCAGCUCCAUCAGAGGUUUUGUGCUGCAGUACUCAGUAGACAACACAGAGGAAUGGAAAGAUGUUUUCAUCAGCUCCAGCGAGCGCUCCUUCAAAUUGGACAACCUGCGCUGUGGGACCUGGUAUAAAGUCAAGCUAGCUGCCAAGAACAGUGUUGGAGCCGGACGCAUCAGUGAGAUCAUAGAGGCAAAAACCCAUGGACGAGAGCCCCAGUUCAACAAAGAUCAGCCUGUCUUCACCCACAUCAAUUCAAGUCACGCCCGCCUCAACCUGCAGGGUUGGGCCAGCGGAGGCUGUCCAAUCAGCGCCGUUACACUCGAGUUUAGACCAAAAGGUACGUGGACAUGGCAGAGUGUGCGUACCAAUGCCACCACAGAUGUGUUCCUGGCAGAGCUGCGUGAGGCCACCUGGUAUGAGCUGAAGAUGAAAGCGUGCAACAGCGCUGGCUGUGGAAACCAGAGCUCCCAGUUUGCAACACUGGACUAUAAUGGAAGCACAAUUCCUCCAAUUAAAUCUCCCCUGGAAAAGAACGACGAUGUCAAGAAGCUGUUUUCUAUCGGCUGCCCUGUGAUCUUGGUCACUCUUGGUGUUGCACUGCUCUUCAUCAUUCGCAAGAAACGCAAAGAAAAGAGGCUGAAGAGACUAAGAGAUGCCAAAAGCCUGGCAGAGAUGCUGAUCAGUAAAAACAACCGCAGCUUUGACACCCCAGUUAAAGGACCUCCUCAGGGCCCACGGUUACACAUCGACAUCCCCAGAGUGCAGCUGCUAAUUGAGGACAAAGAAGGCAUCAAGCAAAUUGGCGAGGACAAGGCCACUAUCCCUGUGACGGACACAGAGUUCAACCAAACUGGGAAUCCUCAGAGCUUCUGCACUGGUGUGUCUGUCCAUCAUCCUGCCCUCAUCCAGAACACCGGACCUUUGAUCGACAUGUCUGACAUCAGACCAGGAACCAACCCAGUGUCGAGGAAGAGUGUUAAGUCAGCCCACAGCAUCAGGAACCGCUACUCCAGUCAGUGGACUCUGACCAAGUGCCAGGCGUCUACGCCAGCCCGAACUCUCACCUCAGACUGGCGCACAGUUGGCUCCCAGCAUGGCAUCACUGUCACAGAGAGUGACAGCUACAGUGCCAGCCUCUCACAGGACACAGAUAAGGGACGCAACAGCAUGGUGUCGACAGAGAGCGCCUCCUCCACCUACGAGGAGCUGGCAAGAGCGUACGAGCAUGCCAAGCUGGAGGAACACCUGCAACAUGCCAAAUUUGAGAUUACAGAGUGCUUUAUCUCUGACAGCUCAUCUGAUCAGAUGACUACAGGUACCAAUGACAAUGCAGACAGCAUGACGUCCAUGAGCACACCGUCAGAACCAGGUAUCUGCCGUUUCACUGCCUCGCCACCCAAACCCCAGGACUAUGACCGUGGCAAGAAUGUAGCUGUGCCCAUUCCACACCGCGCCAAGAGUGACUACUGCAACCUACCCCUCUACAUGAAGUCAGAUCCCUUUUUCCGAAAGCAGUCAGAGCAUCAUGACCCAUGUCCAGUGGUUCCACCACGUGAAGCCUCUAUUCGUGGCCUGGCCCAACGGGCAUACCACACCCAGGGCCGUCAUGUGACUAUGGACUCUGCGAAGCAGCAGGCCCUAACUAUGGGCCACUCUGGCCUGUCCAACCUCACUUCCUCUGGGGCUUCCUCUGGAGGAGCGACAGGAGGCGGUGGUAGUGGAAGUGGAGGGGCGUCUGCUAGCUCUAGCAGCUCCACACUUCCCCAGAGGACUCUCACCAUGCCUGGCUCCUCUGCCUCGGUGGCCCAGAGUGCAGCGGCAGCUGCUGCUGCUACUGCUGCAGCUGCUGGGGCAUCAUCCUCCGGUGGAGGUGGGGCAGCAGGGGCCACAGGAGGGACCCCUGGAGGUGCCUCCUCAUCUUCCUCCAAGAUGGGAGGAUCCAGAGACUCUCUCCUGGAGAGCAGCUCCUCGGGCUUAGGCAGACUGCAGAAGCAGAGGGAUGGAGGGGCAGGGGCCUACUCCAAGUCCUACACACUGGUGUAG
Stegastes partitus (bicolor damselfish) is the source of this 6288-nucleotide messenger RNA. It is a transcript of the gene dscaml1, whose product is annotated as Down syndrome cell adhesion molecule like 1. NCBI's taxonomy places the organism in Eukaryota, Metazoa, Chordata, Actinopteri, Pomacentridae. The coding region runs from base 1 to 6288 and encodes 2095 amino acids. Gene Ontology annotation, biological process: cell-cell adhesion. The transcript is spliced from 35 exons. Gene Ontology annotation, molecular function: protein binding. The record is from RefSeq and is a predicted model, not a curated record.